CUCUUUUUUUUUUAGUUUUUUUAUGAGCAAAGUACCGCAUCGACAUGGAUAUACUUUUGGCGAACGUGAACAGUCUGCAAUUCAAGGCGGAGCGCGACCUGAUUGAACAGGUGGGCGCCAUACCGCUGCCGUUCUAUGGCAUGGACAAGUCCAUUGCCGCAGUCUGCAAUUUUAUCACAAAAAAUGGCCAGGAGUGCGACAAGGGCAGCGCGUGCCCGUUCCGGCACAUACGAGGUGAUCGGACCAUCGUCUGCAAGCACUGGCUGCGCGGCCUCUGCAAGAAGGGCGACCAGUGCGAGUUUCUGCACGAGUACGACAUGACCAAGAUGCCGGAAUGCUAUUUCUAUUCACGUUUCAAUGCCUGCCACAACAAGGAGUGCCCGUUCCUGCACAUCGAUCCACAGAGCAAGGUGAAAGAUUGUCCAUGGUAUAAGCGCGGCUUCUGCCGCCACGGGCCGCACUGCCGGCAUCAGCAUCUGCGGCGUGUGCUCUGCAUGAACUACCUGGCCGGCUUCUGUCCGGAUGGACCCAACUGCAAGCACAUGCAUCCGCGGUUCGAGCUGCCGCCCCUCGCCGAUCUCAGCAAGGAUCAACUGCACAAGAAACUGCCCACCUGUCACUAUUGCGGCGAGCUCGGACACAAGGCGAACUCGUGUAAACAGUAUGUGGGCAGCCUGGAGCAUCGCAAUAACAUUAACGCCAUGGACCACAGCGGGGAGAACAACGAAGACGGUGUACCCAAUCAUCCGCCGCCGGCGUUUAUAAAAGUGCCUACGCCGCUGGAGGAGAUCACAUGCUACAAAUGUGGGCACAAAGGUCACUAUGCCAAUAAAUGCCCCAAAGGUCAUCUGGCCUUCCUAUCGAAUCAACAUAGUCAUAAAUAAUGUUAAGCCCUGAACACCCAUUGUACAUCUAAGAAUUCAGUUAGUAGUACAGAUUAAAUCUUCCGUCAGACCAUCAA
This is a messenger RNA of Drosophila montana, 961 nucleotides long. RefSeq names its product Cleavage and polyadenylation specificity factor subunit 4 (gene Clp). NCBI's taxonomy places the organism in Eukaryota, Metazoa, Arthropoda, Insecta, Diptera, Drosophilidae. The record is from RefSeq and is a predicted model, not a curated record. The transcript has a single exon. Bases 45 to 884 code for a protein of 279 amino acids. Gene Ontology annotation, molecular function: zinc ion binding; RNA binding.